Pipra filicauda (Wire-tailed manakin) is the source of this 2286-nucleotide messenger RNA. RefSeq names its product SCL-interrupting locus protein-like. The transcript has 4 exons. Gene Ontology annotation, biological process: smoothened signaling pathway; protein localization to centrosome; mitotic spindle organization. Bases 543 to 1823 code for a protein of 426 amino acids. The record is from RefSeq and is a predicted model, not a curated record. Gene Ontology annotation, cellular component: centriole; centrosome. NCBI's taxonomy places the organism in Eukaryota, Metazoa, Chordata, Aves, Passeriformes, Pipridae.
GCACUUAGAUUCUCUAAGUGUAAAAAACCAAAAGAGGGAGAAUACCCUUCCAGUUAAAUUAGGUUUCUAAAAUAAUCAUAUUGAGAAAGAUGUUGGUAAUUAAACUAUAACUUAAACAUUCAUAGUCCUUGAUUAAAGUACUCUCUGCAAACAUAUACUGCUACCACAAAUAUGAUGGAUUCAAAUCAGUCUUCUGAAUGUUGUAUUUUAGGAUGAUGCCAUUUAAGGUUCUCUUCAACUUGGAUUCAUAAACCUGCAAAAUAGUAUAAGUAUCCUAGUAAGAAUGUAGAGCAUCACCCAGAUUUCUUUGAGGAGGAGGGGAACAUUUUUUGGAAAUGAUGAAUAAUUGCUAGUGUAACAGUAGCUGAUAACCUACAUUGACUAUCUGGUCUAUCACGUGGUUUAAAUCUUAUCUCUUUCAACCCAGGCAAUUGAUCAGUUGAGUUCUGAAAUUCCCUUAUCUUACACUUGUCUCCUCAGGAGGAACAGGAAGGGGGAGGAGGGUCGCUUAAGGAUCUCGUCAGGAUGAUGGUAGCAUUGAUAUGUCUGGUCUCAAAAGGAAUGGAAACGUCUCCCAAGCACUUGUUCGCCGCUCAUCCAUGGAAGAAGGUGUCAGCGUGUCUUUACAGAAGGAACCAUCAGAGGGAGCCAGCAACCAGGUGGUGGUAACAAGUGAGCAGAACUCGGAGCCACCCGCCUCGCUGCUGCCUCGGCAUCCCUCAGGGGAUCACAGGCUUUACCAGGACUUACUGGGCCAAGUAAACCACCUCUUAAAGUCCUCAGAAGAGCAAGAUCACUUGCCUGUAAAAUCUGUAUUUGUUAAUGAUGAUGGUCCUAAGUAUCAGGAUAUUGAUGGUACAACAGAAGUGGCUUCAGAGACUGACACAAGAGUGGUGGAUAAAGAGAGUGUCAUUAGUGCUACACUCAAACAGCUGAAGAGUCUUGGAGUGACACUGGACUCGCCUGACAAUAUGAAGAAAAAUACACACAAAGUGGAGAAUGCCAGCAUCUUGGCGUGCAUAAAUCCUGAAGCAGUGGUGCCUGGAUUAAAUUAUAUGUCACUUGCCAAUGUCAGCAUGUGUGGCUUAACUCCUAAUGUUGUUGAUCUGAGCAUGGAAGCAAACGCUAUAGCACUCAAGUAUCUCAGUGAAAACCAGUUAUCUCGACUGUCUCUCAGUCGCUCAGGCCAAAAUCCUCCUGCAGAUUUCUCUUUCCAAGACAUCUUGCAUUCAAAUGCAGACAGGAGCAUGGUAGGUCUUAGCUUAAUUUCACCAAACAAUAUGUCCUUUGCAACCAAGAAGUACAUGAAGCGAUAUGGGCUGAUACAGGGCAGUGACAGCAGUGAAGACGAAGAGGAACUGCAGGUUCCAGAUGGCAAUUCUGGCACUGUCAAAAGAGAAAGCAUGCCAGGCAAAAACUGUGCUGCUGUGUUGGACAGCUUCAGCCACUGGACUGAAUUAUCCAAAAGAAUUGAUGGAAGACUUCCCCUUCACCUAAAAGGUCACAGCAGAGAGUUGACUUCUCCACCAGAAUUAAACAACCCUGUAUUAAGAAAUAUUGCAAAUGAAAUUUUUCCUCCCAGAGCAGCUCAAGCAGAUGAGAACUCAGUUCAGUUCUUAAAGGAUUUAAAGUCAAAAACCAAAUUGCUACCUGGGAGGAUUGAAUUCACUGAACAACCUGGUAGGAAAGACGGAGAUACUCAGGUGUUCCCUGGAAAUCUACGUACUCCAACCCUCGAAACGUUAAACCAGUCAAACAGCAUAAAUUCUGUUGGCACCAUUCUUGAUGUGAAACAGCUGAGGCAGUUGCCAAAGUUGUUCUGACCGUCCCCCGAGAUGGCUGGCAACCACUGUUACAAAUCAGAGGGACCUCUCUGUAAAAGAUUAUAGGAAACCACGGAUUAAGCUGUCUUUGAAGAGGUCCUUCUGCUGCAGCAGUGUAAAACUUCGCAGAGCUGAGUUUUCAGCCCAGGUCAGGGACAGCCACCUCUAAGUGCCUGGCUGAGGCAGUGCAGGUCAGCACUGACACAUGUGCACUUUUGUUUACAGUUAGGUGUGAUUUUAAAGCAUAUGAAAGUUGAAUCAACCUGAGCCCAAGAUAUACUCUUAAUAUAAUUUUAACAGUGAUUACUUAAAUGUUUUUCUGUUGACUUUUUAAAAACACUGAUUUUUACAUGUUUGUGCCAACUGUGAGCCACUGAUACCAUGUAUGGCAGAGCAGGGCAGAGCUAAAGCACUAAUUUCUAGAAAUUUGAUGAAAUGGUUGGAUUACUGUGUGGGGGUUGUG